Populus nigra (black poplar) is the source of this 2092-nucleotide messenger RNA. Its product is annotated as acetate--CoA ligase CCL3-like. The transcript has 3 exons. The coding region runs from base 110 to 1810 and encodes 566 amino acids. Lineage: Eukaryota; Viridiplantae; Streptophyta; Magnoliopsida; Malpighiales; Salicaceae. The record is from RefSeq and is a predicted model, not a curated record.
AGUAUUUAUAUCUAUUUAUUCCCUACCCAAAAUAGAAAAACUACCGAGAGAGUCUUGGAGGAAGAGCAAGGCAGAUACAGAGAGAAGAAAUAUAGCCCUCCUCCUGAAGAUGGGGAAGACGAGAGAUAUCGAUGAUCUACCAAAAAACCCAGCAAACUACACGUCUUUGACCCCACUAUGGUUCCUGGAGAGAGCUGCCACUGUACACCCUACAAGAACAUCUAUUGUCCAUGAAUCAGUACAGUACACGUGGCAAGAAACUUACCAACGUUGCCGCCGAUUUGCUUCUGCUCUGUCCAACCGCUCUCUUGGCCUUGGUAGCAUGGUGGCUGUAAUUGCACCUAAUGUCCCUGCUUUAUAUGAAGCACAUUUUGGAGUUCCAAUGGCAGGAGCUGUUGUAAACUGCGUUAAUAUUCGUCUAAAUGCUCAAGCUAUUGCUUUUCUUCUAGGUCAUUCAAAAUCUGAAGUUGUGAUGGUGGACCAAGAGUUUUUCACUCUGGUGGAGGAAGCUUUAAAAAUCUGGGAAGGUAACGAAAAGAAUUUUAAACCUCCACUAUUGGUUGUCAUAGGUGAUAAAAGCUGCGAUCCAAAGUCUCUGGAAUAUGCUUUAGGAAGAGGAGCCAUUGAAUAUGAGAAGUUCCUUGAAAGUGGAGACCCUGAGUUUGAUUGGAAACCACCUGAGGAUGAGUGGCAGAGCAUUGCCUUGGGUUAUACUUCUGGUACAACUUCCAGCCCCAAAGGAGUGGUGCUGAGCCACCGUGGAGCAUAUCUCAUGUGCUUGAGCAAUCCUAUUAUUUGGGGGAUGGAUGAAGGGGCUAUUUAUCUGUGGACUCUGCCGAUGUUCCAUUGCAAUGGUUGGUGUUUUACUUGGACACUUGCAGCCCUUUGUGUGAAAAGUAUAUGCCUUCGACAGGUAACAGCUAAGGCAAUCUAUUCAGCCAUAGCAUAUGCCGGCGUCAGUCACUUCUGUGCUGCACCUGUGGUUCUUAACACCAUAAUCAAUGCUUCAAAGGAGGAGACUAUCCUUCCUCUACCCCGUUUGGUGCACGUAAUGACAGCUGGUGCUGCCCCUCCCCCUUCUGUACUCUUCUCUAUGUCAGAAAAAGGCUUCCGCGUGACACACACCUAUGGACUCUCAGAAACUUAUGGCCCCUCCACAGUGUGUGCAUGGAAGCCUGAGUGGGACUCGCUUCCCCCAAUAAAACAAGCCCGUCUCAAUGCUCGCCAAGGUGUUCGAUAUGUUGGCUUGGAGAGGCUAGAUGUUGUUGACACUAAAACCAUGAAACCUGUCCCUGCAGAUGGAAAAACCAUGGGAGAAAUCGUGAUGAGAGGCAAUGUUGUGAUGAAGGGCUACUUAAAGAACCCAAAAGCCAACGAGGAAGCUUUUGCAAAUGGAUGGUUUCAUUCCGGGGAUCUUGGUGUAAAGAAUCCCGAUGGAUAUAUAGAAAUUAAGGAUAGAUCAAAGGACAUUAUCAUCUCUGGAGGUGAAAACAUAAGUAGCUUGGAGGUGGAAAACGUAUUGUACAUGCACCCAGCUAUCUAUGAGGUAUCGGUGGUGGCUCGACUACAUGAGCGCUGGGGCGAGUCACCGUGUGCUUUUGUGACUUUGAAACCUGAAAUGGAAAAAUCUGAUAAACAACAAUUGAUUGAUGAUAUAAUGAAGUUUUCUCGGUCAAAUAUGCCUGCUUACUGGGUUCCAAGAUCAAUAGUGUUCGGGCCUCUGCCAAAAACAGCUACAGGGAAGAUUCAGAAACAUGUCCUCAGGGCCAAGGCAAGAGAGAUGGGACCUAUCAAGGAGAGUAAGUUAUAGCUAAUAUUCUGGUGCAAAAGACUUCUGGCUGUUGAAAAUGUUAUCUCGUGCCAUGGUAAUAAAGCUAGUGCUUGAAAAGCCUACUAGAAAUAAAUUCUUGGACUCCUCUUUUUAGAUGAAUAUACCCAUCUUGGAUAGAGCGGAGCCCUCAAAUGUGUUAUGACUAUUUUUGCACUUCAAGAUAGUAGGAUCCCUGGGGGGGUUUCAGACUUUCAAUGUUUCCAUGUGUAGAGUAGUAACUAGAAUUGUUGUAUAUUGUUUCAAUUCUACUUUGUUUUUGUU